This is a messenger RNA of Strongylus vulgaris, 216 nucleotides long. The record is from the annotation of a GenBank genome assembly. NCBI's taxonomy places the organism in Eukaryota, Metazoa, Nematoda, Chromadorea, Rhabditida, Strongylidae.
AUGUGUGAGGUAUCCACCAGAGGCCAUUGGAUUACUCAUGCUUGGCUUGCGGAAACGUGGGUGGGGGUGGAUGUGCAGGAGGUCCCAAAGGCAUGCGCCCUUUCCCUGAAGGUAAGAAUUAAAGGCGUCCCGGACGAAGAUGGCAACUUCCACAUUGGCUUACGUAUCGCAACAGAUGAACGCUUAAGUACGAAGGUGAAAGUGACCAAAAAUUGA